Molecule: messenger RNA, 561 nt
Organism: Dibothriocephalus latus
Lineage: Eukaryota; Metazoa; Platyhelminthes; Cestoda; Diphyllobothriidea; Diphyllobothriidae
Source: the annotation of a GenBank genome assembly
AUGACACGACAUGCGUUUUCCUGUAGAUGCGGCUUCCGUGGCGGUUACUGUGAACUCGUUAACUUCGAUCGUGGAGUCAAGGCGGAGCUGUACAAAUGUCUGUCAGCCCGUCUCUGCCCUGCCACACUUGGUCAGCUUAUAAUUGACGUGAUUGUCAAUCCACCAAAGAGGGGAGAACCUUCUUUCCAGUCUUUCAAUGCCGAAAAGACCGCCGUUCUUGCCAGCCUUCGAAAGAAGGCGAAACUGGUGGAAACCCUCUUCAACGAACUACCGGGAUUUAAGUGCCAACCUGUGAUGGGUGCCAUGUAUGCCUUUCCAAGACUCCAUCUACCUCAAAAGGCUCUUGAAGCUGCAAGGGAAAAGAGGAUGCCCCUGGAUACUUUCUAUGUGACAGAGCUUUUGGAGAAGACAGGAAUCUGCGUUGUGCCUGGGACAGGUUUUGGCCAAAAGCCUGGCACCUAUCACUUCAGGACUACCAUCCUCCCAGCCGAACGACAAAUGCACAUCAUGAUUGACCGUUUAAAGGCCUUUCACACGAAAUUCAUGGCGAAAUACAGCUAA